AAUGCAAGUCCUGUGCAAUGAUGGACGAAGAACACGGAGGCCGCUUGUGCAUGCCGUCAGAUCGUUGAUUAGAAUAAAUUUAUUCGAUCAUAUCUAUUAACGGUGAACCCCUCCGUGUUUUGAUUGUUGUCUUAUUGGUAUUCGCGGGUGGUUUUAGUGACAAUUCUCUUAUAGUGAAAAUUUUGGCGCGCCGCUUUUCGUCAAUUUGACGGGAGUUUCUGAAGAAAUCUUAAUGGUAUAAGUCGACAAUAUGAAGGUUCAUUGAAUCAAGAAAUCAUUGUAGAAUAAGGAUCUAUCAAUUGUUAUUACUGUUAGCUCGUAGUAGGAUGAUUGUGCAACGUGAAAAGUAUAUACACGCCCGAGCCAUUGGCGUUCGCUAAGCGGGCACACUAGAAUACGCGAGACCAGUGCCGUAAACAUCGUGCGAGUAAAUACGCGCUCUGCGUCCUCCGUGUAUACGUGUUAACGUUACGCACAAUUUCUCGGUCUUCCGAGUUUUCAUUCGACGUAACGUUAUUCUUAUAAGACGUUCAAACUAUUCAUUUCGUUAAUAAUAAUUAAGUGAAGUAAUAUAAAUAUAAAAUUCAUCUGAAAUCACGAAGUAAGGGAGGUUAGAGUCUCGAAGAGAUACGGUAUCGAGACGGUGUUGGGAAUAUCGAAAGCGGCAAGUUUUUUUUUUUUUCUUCUCGUGGGUGCGAAGAAAUUUUCGAAUUUUUCGUCGGCAGAUAAGAAAGUGAUAAGAAGUCUAGGGGAGAAAACAAAAAAAUAUCACAAAAAGAAAAGAAAAAGUUUUUUUUUUUUUCUAUCUAUCUUUCUCUCUCUCUUUCUCUUUUCUCUCUCUCUCUCUCUCUCUCUUUUACUCUUACUCUCUCUAUCUAUCUAUCUCUCUCUGUCUUUCUCUCUCUUUAACAUAAAAGAAAGAUAAAACGAUUUUGGUGCCAUCGGGGGACGUUCGGUUGGCUCUGGGGGAAACAGUGUGUAUAGUCGCGCGGCAUGAGAAAAUGAUGUGAUCGACGGUCAUCAUGGCGGCACCCAUGUUAAAGUGGAAGCGGAUCACAAAUCCGACCGGGCCUCAGCCAAGACCCAGACAUGGGCAUAGGGCGGUAGCCAUUAAGGAUCUUAUGGUCGUUUUUGGCGGUGGAAACGAGGGUAUAGUAGACGAACUUCAUGUCUAUAACACAGCAACUAAUCAAUGGUUCGUACCAUUAACCAAAGGCGAUAUUCCACCUGGCUGUGCGGCCUAUGGAUUUGUGGUCGAUGGUACACGCAUAUUGGUUUUUGGUGGAAUGGUAGAAUAUGGCAAGUACUCUAAUGAACUCUAUGAGCUUCAAGCGAGUAGGUGGGAAUGGAAAAGAUUAAAACCAAAACCACCAAAACAUGAUCCUCCACCUUGUCCACGGUUAGGCCAUAGUUUUACUCUUAUUGGAAAUAGAGUCUUUUUAUUCGGAGGUUUGGCCAAUGAUAGCGAAGAUCCAAAAAAUAAUAUACCGAGAUAUUUAAAUGAUCUCUAUACAUUGGAACUUCUUCCAAAUGGAGCAACAGCAUGGGAUGUUCCACAAACCCAUGGUCAUGCACCUCCACCUCGAGAGUCGCACACAGGUGUUGCUUAUACAGAUCGUACAACAGGUAAAUCUUGCUUGGUGAUCUAUGGUGGUAUGAGUGGUUGUCGUUUGGGUGACCUAUGGUUUCUCGAUGUCGAUUCAAUGACAUGGAACAAGCCAGUAGUACAUGGACCUACGCCGCUACCACGUUCUCUCCAUACUGCUACUUUAAUCGGUCACAGAAUGUAUGUUUUCGGGGGAUGGGUGCCCCUUGUGGUAGAUGAUGUAAAAGUAGCAACACACGAGAAAGAAUGGAAAUGUACAAGUACAUUAGCAUGUUUAAAUUUAGAAACAUUAACGUGGGAGCAACUGACGGUAGAUUCUCUUGAGGAAAAUGUACCGCGUGCACGUGCCGGACAUUGCGCUGUUGGUGUGCACAGUAGAUUAUAUGUUUGGUCUGGGCGCGAUGGUUAUCGUAAAGCUUGGAACAACCAGGUUAGGGUUUGUUGUAAAGAUCUUUGGUAUCUUGAAGUGAACAAACCACCUGCACCUUCUCGCGUUCAACUGGUCAGGGCUUCCACUCAAACGUUGGAAGUUAGUUGGGCUGCUACUCCAUCUGCACAAUAUUAUAUUCUACAAAUUCAGAAAUAUGAUAUGCCACCUACUUCAACUGGAACAUUUCCAACAGUUAGCGCUCCUACUAGUGUACCAAUUACUACAUCUGCAGUUGUAACACCUGCAACUAUACCUGUAACAACUCCUCCCAUUACGACCGUUGCAUCUCUUCCAUCGACUCCAACUUCUGCUAGAUCGUCAUUACCUCAAGCUCCAGUAAGAGUGCAGUCGACUGUACAAAGUCCUGCCCAAAAAGUACCGCAAGUUACGCCAAAGGUAACGAAUCCUAUGACUCCAAGAGUAGCUGGAAAUCUCAUCAGAAUUCGAUCACCUAUGGCAACUUCGGUAGCUAGUACAACUACCGAACAAACAACUCCUAUCACAACUGUAACUGGUCAAACACCAACUGCUAUGUCAGGAAUUGCAGCAUUAGCAGCUGCUGCUGCUGCAACUCCAAAAAUAAGUAUGAAUAAUGUACCCGUAAUACCGCAAACUACCGCUAAUACUAUUAGGAUGAAGAAUGUUCAACCGGGUCAGCAAAUACGUUUUGCUGCGCCUGGAGCAACGGUACUACGUACUGCGUCGCCACAACAGAGUAAACAAAUAAUACUUCAGAAACCAGGUCAAAAUAUAUCUGGUCAACCCCAAAUUGUACACCUUCUUAAAACUGGCCAAGGUAUGGUAGCCACAGUGCCUAAAGUAAGUCUUAUUCCUGGGAAAACAGUUCAAGCGACUGGAACAAAACCACUUAAUCAAGGUCCUACAAUAUUGAGAUUAGUUAAUCCUAAUACCGUCGCAGGAUCAAAAAUAUUAACGACCAUGAAAACAUCCAGUAUAGUAGCAAUGAGUAAAGGACAAAAUAUAAGCGGGAAACAAACAAUAAUGAUUACGAAACCUGGUGGUAACGGUGGUUUAGUUGGAAGGACAAACCAAAUUAUUGUUGUUACGACAGGAUCUAGUUUAAGAGCUGUACAAGCUGUGACUACUUCACAGGCUGGCGCUGGUCAGACUGGUAGUUUAUCGACUCCUGUGAAUGUAUUACCUUUAUCGGCUACAAAUCAUGUAACAAAUCAACAAGGAGUCAAAAUGAUUGUUGUGUCUUCUGGAGCAAUGGGCGGGGCUACAGCCGGAAAACCAAUAACAAUAACAGUACCAGGACAGGGUGGUGUACCAAAGACCGUAACUAUUGCUACUAAAGGAAAUCCUCAAGCAAUAUUCAAUCCUGGAAAAAGUCAGAUAGUUACAGUGCCACAAAUUCAAAAGGCGUCUGAGACUGUUGCAGUUUCUGGAAAGCCUGUAACACUACAGAUGUCAGGAGGCAUAGGUGCAAAAACUGUUACUUUAAUGCCCACAAGUAGUUCAAUAGUCACUACGUCUAGUGCAUCCGAAACAAUAGACGCUAGUAAAAUGCUUUUCGUUCCAUCGCAAAAGCAACCAUCAGCUUCAUUAGCAUCUACUUCCGAUGGCCCAGCCACCACUGAUGCAGCUUUAGCUGCUCUUGCAGCAGAAGCAGGCUUAAUAGAUCCUGUUCAGGAACCGUCUGGUGGUUUAUCUUUCAUGGUAACCACGGAUGAUGUUACAGAAAGUGAUGGAAAAACAGAAGAUAGUUGUAAUGGUAAUGAAGCAACAACAGCAGCAGCUUUAGUUUCUCAAAUGACUGGUGGGGAAUCUAUGCAAGUUGACGGUGAAGGAAAUUUCGUUAUUCCGCAAGUCGAUGGUCCGUCAGAUAUUGUUUUAUCCGAGGACGAAAAUAAUAAAGCUGAUUUAGAGGAAGAACCUACGCCUGAGAGUCAGGACGAACAACCUGCUGCAGAUCCUCAAGAAAUGGAGCAAGAUGUUGGUUCUGCUGUUACAGAAAAUAUUUCAAUGGAAAUGUCUCCUGUUAAAGAAACAGAACCUUCUGCAGAAACAGCAUGUGAAACAUCUACUUCUGCUAUGGUUGACGAAGAAUUACCGAUAGAUUCGAAAGAAAAAAUAACUGAGGUACAAAUGGAAUCUACGGAAAGUACUAAUGAAACGGAUAUACCUAAUGAAAGUGAUAUACAAAUUAAUGCACCUUCCGAAGAAAUGCAAAUAAAGCAUGAUAUCGCUGCGGAACAACAACCUGUUAGAGAAAUUACACCAGAAGAAAGUGUAACUGCGACAUUAAUAGAACCAGUGGAUAACAAUAAAAGUGAACAAGAUACAAACAAUGAAUUAAAAAGUAUGACUUUCGAUUCGUAUUCAUCUGAGGAAAAGCCUUUAUCGUCUGAGCACAUAUCAGCUGAAGAUAAUAUUUUACAUCAAUCACAUAUCUCUCCAGACGAAAAUCAAGAAAUAGAAAAUGUUAAAAGUGAUAUAAAUGAAUCAGAAGGUGGAGAAAUUUUAAAAAAGACUUCUCCAAUAGAGAAUACGCCCGACGAAGAUGAACCUAUGCUUACAGAUAAUUCUUUACAAGAGACACAUGUAAAUGUUCAUGUUGUAACACCUGUUAUUCCAACAGAAUUACAAGUGAAAUUAGAGGAGUCUGAAGAAUCUAUGGAACGUGAUAAGACUCCUGAUGUAUCUGUAUCGAAUAUCAAUGGUAUAGCUUCCGUAUUGAAAGAAUCGGACGUUUCUCAGAAGCCAAUGACGCCAGUAAAAGUGGAAGUUAAAGAUGAGCAUAUUACAAAAAGGGAUAACGUAAAACAAGAAAAAGUACAUAGUAACAGAUCAGAGAGUGGAGAUGAUUCAACGGCAUUAACUACUUUAGCUACUGCUGCUUUGGGAUCGGCAGAACCACCUGUGAAAAUGAAAAACGAACAAAACGAAGAAGAAAAGAAAGAGGUAGAAUGGUAUGACGUAGGAGUGAUAAAGGGAACAAGUUUUACAGUACAGCAUUAUUAUCUUCCUGGAGAUGAGCCACUAGAUAUAACACAACCGUUAACAAUGGACGUUUUUAAAGGAAGAACGAAAAUACCUCUUGAACCUGGAACUGCUUACAAGUUUAGAGUUGCUGCUGUGAAUAGUUGUGGACAAAGUGCCUGGAGCGAGGUAUCUGCAUUCAAAACGUGUCUUCCGGGAUUUCCUGGUGCUCCAAGCGCCAUCAAAAUUUCAAAAUCUGCAGAGGGUGCUCAAAUAUCUUGGGAGCCACCACCUAGCAAUGUGGGACCCAUUUUAGAAUAUUCUGUUUAUCUGGCAGUUAGAAGUGCUAGUACAGCAUUAAAUAAUGAAGGAGAACCAAGAACGAUCGUGUCAACACCAAAUCAAUUAGCUUUCAUUAGAGUAUAUUGUGGUUCAAACAAUUCCUGUUCUGUGAAUAAUAGUUCUCUAAGUGCUGCUCAUGUGGAUACCACUACAAAACCGGCCAUAAUAUUUAGAAUAGCGGCAAGAAAUGACAAAGGAUACGGACCAGCGACACAAGUUAGGUGGUUGCAAGCAGAUCCAACUACCGCCGUGAAAAGUAAUCCGCAAGUAAAACGACCUGGUCCUGAUAUACGUUCACAAGCAAGUUCACCACAAAAGAAAGUGAAAUCAGACACAGCAGGCGAUAAUUUUUCGUGAGCCUGUCGUAUUUGACUUUUUAUAACUCAAACGAGAUGCUAUUCAUUAUUUCAAUUUCCGCUGAUACACACACGCCUAACAACGAUAAUGAAACGGUGUAUUGUUUGAGCGAACAACGUGAUAUAUGCGAAUAAAUAAAAGAAUUGAAUCUACGAUAAGAGGCAAUGAAAAAGAAGAAGAAUAAUAAAAAGAAGAAGAAGAAUAAUAAAAAGAAGAAGAAGAAAAAGAUGAAGAAGAAGAAGGUGUCCAUAAGUAGAAUGAUUGAGGUAUAACAUAAGAAUUCAAAAAGUAUUUUAAAUGUUCUAUAUAAAUACAAGGUCUUUCUGUACCACGAUUUUCACUCACCGUUUUCCUCCUAUUCUUUCGCAAAUAAGCGAAAAUAUUCUGUAAAGACAGUAUGAGUACCAUUAAUAAAUGACAAGAGGUAAUUAUUUUGAAGUUAAGCAAGUUUUUCCAUGUUUAUAGUAUUUCUAUAAAUGGUAAGACAUAUAGAGGAUAUUCACACUUGCAUCAAAAAACAACACAUUUUUCAACAAUUAUAAACUACUUUUAUCUAAACAUCAUUAUAUCAUUUUAAUUCAUUCUUAAACUAUAUAAUCAUUUCAUUUUAAAUCAAAUAUUUACUAAUUAUUUAACGCGAGUCAUUUUAAAGUUUUAACAAACAAAGAAACAAGAAAUGAUAAUAAAAAAACAAUAUCGUAGGAAUUACAAAAAAGGCUGAUGCAAGUGUUUAAAAAAAAAAAAAAAAAGAAAAAAGAAAAAAGACGAAGAAAAAAGAAUACAAAGGUUUUGAGAUUAUAACAAAAAUACAAUUUCACGUAAGAUAUCGGUGCUAUGCAUUGUCUUGGAUACUUUUGUUACUGCCAAAUAAUGAGAAAAGAAUAGAUUAUUCAGAAUGAAAAUGCAACACGUACUGAAUCAUCUCUCUCUCUAAAGAGUGUCUAAUUGUACAUUACUUAUAUGAUUUAUUAGUCUCCAGAACAUUUGAGAGACAAAUAUAUUUUGUAAAAAUAGAAAGUAAAGAAAAAAAUGUGUGUAAUAUCCACGUAUGUCUUAAGAAUUCGAUUUAAAGAUAUUAAUAUUUUAGUAAAACAGACAGUGUAGUCGCG
Vespa mandarinia (Asian giant hornet) is the source of this 6787-nucleotide messenger RNA. RefSeq names its product Host cell factor (gene Hcf). Gene Ontology annotation, biological process: regulation of DNA-templated transcription; chromatin remodeling. Gene Ontology annotation, cellular component: histone methyltransferase complex. Lineage: Eukaryota; Metazoa; Arthropoda; Insecta; Hymenoptera; Vespidae. Gene Ontology annotation, molecular function: transcription coactivator activity; protein binding. The record is from RefSeq and is a predicted model, not a curated record.